CCCUCCCAAAUGUCUGCUACUCCUUACCCCUCCCUUUUCCUAGCUUGGACACCUCUCACCCCAUUCUCAUUCAUAUACCCUUGAGGUUCCCAGCCUCAAUAACCCACUUUUCAUCUUGCUCUUGAAGCUGUCCAUACCAGGACCCCAUAUCUCCUCUGCAUGUACUCUGUACUUCUGUCUCCAGAUCCAGCCUCCCUUCCCUCUGAGGCUCUCCAUUCUUUUCUCUCCCCUGGUUCUCAGAACUGUUCUCCUUCUGCAUCACAUCCCAUCUUCUAGUCUGUCUGUCCCAUCCCUUCGCCACCAUGACUGUGAUGGUUGGGGAGAACAUGGAUGACACUUCUGCUUUGCCAGGCCACCCGCAGGACAGCUACCGGCCUGGUGCUCAUGAUGACCACGAAUGUUGCGAGAGGGUUGUCAUCAACAUUGCUGGCCUGAGGUUUGAGACACAGCUGAAAACUCUGGCCCAAUUCCCCAACACCUUGUUAGGUAACCCCAAGAAACGCAUGCGAUACUUUGAUCCACUGAGGAACGAAUACUUUUUUGAUCGGAACCGACCUAGCUUCGAUGCCAUCCUCUAUUACUAUCAGUCUGGAGGACGGCUUCGUAGGCCUGUCAACGUGCCCUUAGACAUGUUCUCUGAGGAGAUUAAGUUCUACGAACUGGGGGAGGAAGCCAUGGAAAAGUUCCGGGAAGAUGAAGGGUUCAUCAAAGAGGAAGAGAGACCCCUGCCUGAGUCGGAAUACAAGCGCCAGAUAUGGCUCCUCUUUGAGUACCCUGAAAGUUCUGGGCCGGCCCGGAUCAUUGCCAUAGUCUCUGUCAUGGUGAUUUUAAUAUCCAUAGUCAUCUUUUGCCUGGAAACUUUGCCAGCAUUGAAAGCGCCUGGCAGGGAGUAUACAGAACCCCUAAACCGCAGCGACAACUCCACCAUCGUGCAGAAAUUCAAUAUCUUCACUGAUCCCUUCUUUGUUGUGGAGACCCUGUGCAUCAUUUGGUUUUCCUUUGAGUUGGUGGUGCGUUUUUUUGCAUGUCCCAGCAAAGCUGAGUUCUUCAAGAACAUCAUGAACUUCAUUGACAUAGUUGCUAUCAUCCCUUACUUCAUCACCCUGGGCACAGAGAUGGCCGAACAGGAGGGGCCCCCAAAGGGGGAGCAAGCCACCUCUUUGGCUAUCCUGAGGGUCAUCAGACUGGUAAGAGUCUUUAGAAUCUUCAAACUCUCCAGACACUCUAAGGGCCUACAGAUUUUGGGACAGACCCUCAAGGCGAGCAUGAGGGAGUUAGGGCUGCUUAUCUUUUUCCUCUUCAUUGGGGUGAUUUUGUUCUCUAGUGCGGUGUAUUUUGCCGAAGCGGAAGAACCUGAUACUCAUUUCGGCAGCAUCCCCGAUGCUUUCUGGUGGGCAGUGGUUUCCAUGACCACUGUGGGAUAUGGUGACAUGUACCCUGUGACAAUUGGAGGCAAGAUAGUUGGCUCCUUGUGUGCCAUCGCUGGUGUGCUGACAAUUGCCCUGCCUGUACCUGUCAUUGUGUCCAACUUCAACUACUUCUACCACCGAGAAACAGAGGGGGAAGAACAGGCUCAGUUACUUAAAGUUAGCUCUCCUAAUUUAGCAUCUGACAGUGACCUGAGUCGCCGUAGCUCCUCCACAAUCAGCAAAUCUGAGUACAUGGAAAUUGAAGAGGAUAUGAAUAAUAGCAUAGACAAUUUUAGAGAGGCUAACCUCAGAACUGGCAACUACACCAUAGCCAACCAAAACUGUGUUAAUAAAAGCAAGCUGCUCACUGAUGUUUAAAUAUAUAUAUAAAUAUAUGUAUACAUAUAUGUGUAUAUAUAUAUAUCUAGAAAGGAGACACACCGGCAGCUUGAAGACUCUAAGUGAUCUGCGGUCACUCUUUGUAGAUGCUUUAUGAAUAGUCUUUGAAUGCUUUACCUCGUAGAUGCAUUGUUGCAUUGUGAAAUUUUUUGCUCAGCGAUUCAAGAAGCUUUCAGGAUCCAUGAAAAUAUAUUCAUUUUCUGUUGUUGUUUUAUUUUAAAAGGGUAUUUUCCAACUGGUAUAAAUGGUUAACUAUAAGUCUUUCAAGCUAGCCUAGUUAUAAAUAAGAAUCGUAUGCUUAUAACUCUAGAUUUUUUCCCAUUACUUUCAGUUUAUUUUAAUUUUUUUAAAGAUCAACUCAAGAGUGGACUCUUAAAAAUAUUUAAAAUAUGCAUGGAUUCCAGGAAAAGUUUCUAUCAAAACCCUGCACAAUGCAUCCGAACAAUUUGCAGCAGAAAUGUGCGGCAAGUGUUUGCCAUUCUUUAGACUGACCAAGAUCUUUUUCCUUCCCUUACAAAAGGUUUUGUAGUUCUGAUCUACAGAUCCACACACAGCACCUUAUUGAAAACAUGCCAGGUCUUUUUGGUUUUCGCUGUAUACACUCUUAAAUUUUGGGGGGAAAGACAACAUCUGCAAUGCUGCUAAGGUUUCUUAAAUGCAGAUGGCUUCAGUGUACUUCUCCCCCCUACCCUUCUCCAGAACUGGAUGCAAACCUUUUUAGCUCCUUCGUUGCAAGAUAGCACAAUAGAAUUUACUAUAAGCAUGUUUGACUUUGAUACUAUCUAUUUUAUAACUGCAUGCCUGGAACAUUACCUCAGACGAUAGGGGAUAAGCUUUCGUUUGAACCAGUCUUCUUUAAAAUAGGCCCUUUUUUUUUUGUUUGUUUCGAUUUGCAUUCACCAAAAGUGCACUCCUUUUUAUUUAUUAAGUAUCGGAUUAUUAACUAAAAGUACUGUAUUUAAGUGCGUAUGUUAGUCAAAUGGGAACAAUAACUUUUGGAGAUCAAAGCAUGUUCAAAUAUUCAGCAUUAUGGCCUAUUUGACUAAGGUGUAACUCAAAAUUAAUUAAUGCAUGAUUUCAGUAAUAAAUACAAAAAAAAAUAAUAAUUGCUUGUUGGGAAUUGAGGGCCAGGAAGAGCUCACCGGAGGGACUUUUCUUUUUCCUGCAUUGCUCAGGGAAAUGUGUUGGCUUCUGUCCAGGCCUUGUUGGAAAGUAACAUAUCCCAUCCCUUAAAGGGAAAGCUAUAUGGAAAAUUAUGAAGCCCAGUUUAUAUAUAGCAAUGCCUAAAUAAUCUGUAUCUCUUAGAGCAGAAAAAAAGGUGCAGAAGCAUGCCUUUUUGGUGCAUUCUUAGAAUGUAAAAUGGAAUUUAAUCUAUUAUAUGCAUCCAAAUUACAGCCCAGUUCCUUUCAGUUAUUGUUUGAACCAUAGAGACAUUUUGUACUCCCCUAGGACUCGUCAGAGAGACUCCACCACUUGAUUUUAGAUUGUUGCUUAGUGCCUUUAUCCUUACAGCCACUGAACUGCUGAAAGUGCCUCUAUGAAAAGAGCUGAUUCUGAGUAGGUUGGGGACAGACAGGGCAAGAUCACAAGUGCGCUGGGCCAAGUACAUGCGCAUCAGAGAAAGGGAGGGAGGGAAAUGUUGUGUGAGGCAGAGAGGCAGAGGAAGAGGGCAAAGACCACCAGUGCGCAAGCAUGCCUCAUCCCCCCCCCCCCGGCACUGUUGUACCCCUUUCCUACCAGGCAAGGUGACUUCUGCAGUGCGCUGG
Heteronotia binoei (common prickly gecko) is the source of this 3574-nucleotide messenger RNA. RefSeq names its product potassium voltage-gated channel subfamily A member 1. Gene Ontology annotation, biological process: potassium ion transmembrane transport; protein homooligomerization. The record is from RefSeq and is a predicted model, not a curated record. Gene Ontology annotation, cellular component: neuronal cell body; juxtaparanode region of axon; dendrite. The coding region runs from base 303 to 1787 and encodes 494 amino acids. Gene Ontology annotation, molecular function: protein binding; delayed rectifier potassium channel activity. The transcript has a single exon. NCBI's taxonomy places the organism in Eukaryota, Metazoa, Chordata, Lepidosauria, Squamata, Gekkonidae.